This is a messenger RNA of Anneissia japonica, 797 nucleotides long. Its product is annotated as metal transporter CNNM2-like. Gene Ontology annotation, biological process: transport; magnesium ion homeostasis. The transcript is spliced from 2 exons. Gene Ontology annotation, molecular function: transmembrane transporter activity. Lineage: Eukaryota; Metazoa; Echinodermata; Crinoidea; Comatulida; Comatulidae. The record is from RefSeq and is a predicted model, not a curated record. Gene Ontology annotation, cellular component: plasma membrane. The annotation marks the transcript as partial.
GUCUCCUCGCGGUUUUAGGUGCAACUGCUGGAAUUGUUGUGUUCGGAGAGAUAGUUCCUCAAUCAAUUUGUUCGCGCCACGGGCUUGCCGUUGGCGCUACAACCGUGUGGAUCACCAAGUUUUUCAUGGUAUUCACGUUUCCUAUUUCAUAUCCUAUUAGCAAAUUAUUGGAUUUUUUACUUGGACAAGAGAUAGGAAAUAUUUAUAAUAGAGAGCGCUUGCUUGAGUUAUUGCGGGUGACGGAUGAAUUCAACGACUUGCAGAAGGACGAGGUUGAUAUUAUAUCUGGUGCAUUGAAGUUGAAGGGAAAGAGUGUACAUAACAUUAUGACACCACUGGAAGACUGCUACAUGUUGGAAGAUGAAGCAGUCCUAGACUUCAGCACGGUUACGGAGAUCAUGAACAAAGGUUUUACGCGGAUACCAGUUUUCUCCGGCACGCGUGAAAAUAUUUGUGGUAUUCUGUUUGUAAAGGACUUGGCAUUUGUUGAUCCUGAUGAUUGUACACCAUUAAAAACAGUUUUGAAAUUUUACAAACAUCCAAUCAAUUUUGUGUUUGAUGAUACAACAUUAGAUGUGAUGUUUACAGAAUUUAAGAGAGGCGAGUCUCACAUGGCUAUUGUAAAUCGUGUCAACAACGAGGGCGAUGGUGAUCCAUUCUACGAAGUUCUUGGACUCGUCACAUUAGAAGAUGUUAUUGAAGAGAUAAUUCAGUCGGAAAUUGUUGAUGAAACCGAUAUUUACAGUGAGUUUAUUUCAGUUCUAUUGUACCUCACAGCCAUAAUCAACCAGCCACAA